This is a messenger RNA of Emiliania huxleyi CCMP1516, 2125 nucleotides long. RefSeq lists its product as hypothetical. The coding region runs from base 66 to 1862 and encodes 598 amino acids. The transcript has a single exon. The record is from RefSeq and is a predicted model, not a curated record. Gene Ontology annotation, molecular function: ADP-ribose diphosphatase activity. Lineage: Eukaryota; Haptophyta; Isochrysidales; Noelaerhabdaceae.
CGCGGUGCUGCCGGAAGAGGUCGCGCGUCUUGCGGCUUGGCCCGAACAGUACGAAGCUGCGCCGCAUGUCGACCUCUCGCGCGCAGGGCCUCGGCUACCGGCGCGGCGUCAAGGUGGUGCCGCUGCUCUCGGACACGCUGCCCGAGGCGGUUCUGGACGUGAUGGCGCGGCAGGACUUGACUUGGCUCACCGACUUGCUCGACGAGGAGGAGCGCGAGCGCGAGGAGAUGACGGACACAAAGAUCUCCGCGCUGCAGCUCGAGCAGGCGCGCGUCACCGACAAGUGCCUCGAGAUCCAGGAGUCGCUCAUCAACCUGCACGCGCACAUGCGCGAGACCGCGCAACCUUACCCUGGCGGCACGAUGCUGCCUUUCGGCGGCUCGCUGCGCGCCGGCGCCGCGUCGGCGACCGGCUACAGCUCCGCCACCGAGAUGACGCCGCGGCAGUCUCCGCGCUCGGGCUCCCCCCGCGGCGCCUCGCCGGUCGAGCUCACGUCGGCGUCGUCGACGGAGCUGCCGCGGCCGACGGCGCACAAGGCGACGGCCAGGGGCGGCGUGGCGACGGCCCCCGUCAGCUCUUCGGUCAUCUCUCCCCACAGCGGCGACGGGCUGGCGUCCUUCUCCAACAAUCCGCUGGCGAGCUUCAGCGUGAGCCCCGAGGUGUCGCGCUCGCCGCCGCCGCCGGCUGGCGGAGCCCCGAUUGCCGACGCGGCGCUGGUCGAGUCGCUCCGCAAGCAGCUGAACGACGCUCAGCGCGCGCUCGCCGCGCACUCCACGGCGCACGUGCACGCGCGGUCGCAGCAGAACCCGAAGUACCCGCCGCGCUUCCCGGUCGAGGACGCAAAGGUGAGCUGGAAGGUGCCCUGGCCAGAGUACUCGCCGGUGCCCUUCGUGGCCCCCUCGGUGCUCGCGGCCGAGCGGAGCGACACCAACCCGAACGGCUGGGCCGACAGCCCGCGGCCGAACCUCGCGGAGCUCAAGCACCGCCUCUCGUGCGAGGGCCCCCUCUUCUUCGACGCGGACCAGCGGCCAGUCAACCCGCGCGGCCGCACCGGCGUGUGCGGGCGGGGCAUGCUCGGCAAGUGGGGGCCCAACCGGGCCGCCGACCCGAUCGUGACGCGCUGGAAGCCCGGCGACAAGCGGAAGCUGCAGAUUGUCGCCAUCCAGCGCGGCGACACGGGCGUCUGGGCGCUGCCGGGCGGGAUGGUGGACGCGGGCGAGGUUGUGUCGGUGACGGUGCGGCGCGAGUUCGCCGAGGAGGCGGGCAACAUGGCCUCCGACGCCGAGCGCGCCGCCUUCAACGCGGCCGUCGACGAGCUGUUUGCGCACGGCGAGGUGGUGUACCGCGGCUACGUCGACGACCCGCGCAACACGGACAACGCGUGGAUGGAGACGACGGCGUUCCACUUCCACUGCACGGCCGACCUCGCCGUCCAGCUGCCGCUCCGCGCGGGCGACGACGCGCACAACGUGACCUGGCUCGACGUGGACGACGCCGAGCCGCGCUACGCCGCGCUGUACGCCUCGCACAAGGACUGGGUGGACCGGGUGGCGUGCGAGCUGCGCUUGAGAAAGGGCCACUCGCCAAAGGCCGUCGCCGCCCCUGCGGAGGCGACUCCCCCGGCGCCCCAGGGCCGCCGCAAGCCGCAGCGCAGCAUGCUGGGCCUGGGCCGGCUUCGGAUCGGCUCGCCCAAGGCGGCUCGGCCCGCGACGACCGGGUACGGCGCGUCGCCGCCGCCCUCGCCGCCGCCCUCGGAGCCCGCUUCGCCUACCGCCUCGCCGCCGCCGUCGCUGCCGCCGUCGCCGCCGCCGCCGCCGAGGAGAAGCUCGUGCGUCUCCGCCACUGCCGACUUCUUGGUGUGAGCUUCUGUCGAGAGCCGCCACCGCCCCCGCUUAUUGAGCUCUGCCCCCGCGGCAACCCGCCGCCAAUAUGUAGGUAGGUAGCUCACACACCUCUGACCCCCUCGCUGUAUAUCUCUCUUUUCUCUCACUCGAGGGAGCGAGCGCCGGCCGCGAGUGAGUCCCCCUUUGUUGCAUCCAUGCAUGUCCGCGCGAGACGAUGAUCGAUGGGGUGCAACAACUACGAUGGGGUUUUACCUUUGUAACGUACGUAUAAUUGGUAAUAG